AUGACGAAUGGUACUGGUACUGAGUCUCUUGCUACAAGCGGGGAUACCUCUAUGCCUGCCUCGUCUGAGCCUGCUUCUCGAACUGCAUUUCAUCCUGAUAAUUACACCCACUCCUGUCAUCCCUUGUAUGUGCAUCUAUCUAAUGUGUUAGGUUCCUCUCUAGUAACUACACCUUUUGAUGGUACUGGUUAUGGUAGUUGGAGAAGAAAUAUAUUGGUGGCCUUGUCUGUACGGAAUAAGCUAGGUUUUAUCCAAGGAAUCUCUACUAGACCUCCUGAUAGUUCGCCUUUAGCCAGGCAAUGGCAGCGUUGCAAUGAUUUGGUAGUAUCAUGGUUGAUAAAUUCUCUUACUAAGGACAUUGCUCGUAGUGUAGAGUAUUCAAAACUAGCCCAGGGUAUAUGGAGUGAACUGGAGGAAAGGUAUAGUACAGCUGAUGGAGCUAGGAUUUUUGAACUUAAAAAGGAAUUACCUCAUAUCUCUCAGGGCUCAUUAGACAUAACAUCAUACUUCAAUGUGAUUAAGCAACUUUGGGAUGAAAUCAGCUCUAUUUCUACUAAUCACUGUUCUUGUGGGGGAAGCAAAAAGGCUGAUGAUGAACAAAAGCUUUAUCAGUUUUUAAUGGGCCUGAAUGACACAUAUCUUCAAGCUAGGAGCAAUAUCUUAAUGAUCAAGCCCCUUCCCAGUGUCAGUAAUGUCUAUGGUAUAUUGUUGGCUAAUGAAAAACAACGAAACAUAUCAUGCACUUCUCAGUUUUCAUCUGGUUCUGCCUCCUUUCAUGUUGGAGCUUCCGGUUUCAAGUUUACAAAAGGUGGUAACCCAAGAAAGACUGCUGCUCAUGUUGAGGUUGAAUCCUCCAAUAACUCUUUUGGGUAUUCUGAUGCUGUUGGAUCUGAACAGACUUAUUCCCUUCAUGGUCUGACCAAAGACUAG
Molecule: messenger RNA, 930 nt
Organism: Lycium ferocissimum
Lineage: Eukaryota; Viridiplantae; Streptophyta; Magnoliopsida; Solanales; Solanaceae
Exons: 2
Coding region: 1-930 (309 amino acids)
Source: RefSeq, a predicted model, not a curated record